GCUACUCCUUCCAUAAAUACACUCAUCAACCUUCAUUUCUUUCUGUGCUUUCAAUUCAACCUGAGAUCCGCCAAACUCCACACACCACACCUCUUGUUCUUUUCCUCAGAUCUUCAAGCCGCUAUGCUUAGAACACUAGCCAGGGACUUCAAGCUCACCACCCUUGCCAAUGAUUUGCUUCAAAAACGCAGCAGAUUCUAUGCAACUUUGGUUGGUGGAAGAAGCAGGCUCGAGGGAAAAGUGGCACUCAUAACAGGAUCCGCAAGUGGACUCGGCAAGGCCACGGCCCAUGAGUUUGUCCAACAUGGGGCCCAAGUAAUCAUUGCUGACAACGACACCCAACUUGGCCCACAGACUGCAAAAGAGCUGGGCCCAUCAGCCCGCUACGUGGAAUGCGACGUCACUGUGGAGGCCCAAGUGGCAGAGGCCGUGAAUGUGGCCGUGGCCCACUACGGCAAGCUGGACAUCAUGUACAACAAUGCUGGCAUCGCAGGCCCAACGUUUCCACCCAGCAUAGCAGAUCUGGACCUUGAUGAGUUUGAUAGGGUCAUGAGGAUCAACAUUAGGGGAAUGAUUGCAGGCAUAAAGCAUGCGGCCCGGGUCAUGAUACCAGUGGGCUCUGGGUCCAUUCUAUGCACAUCAAGCAUAAGUGGGCUCAUGGGUGGGCUUGGGCCUCAUCCUUAUACAAUAUCAAAGUCCACUAUUCCUGGGAUAGUGAAAUCUGUGGCUAGUGAGCUUUGCAAAGCUGGGAUAAGGAUAAACUGCAUAUCCCCAGCUCCAAUUGCUACACCUAUGGUUUUGGCCCAAUUAGGAAAAUUUUACCCUGGCUUAACCCAAGAACAAAUUGUGGGUAUUGUGAAUGGGGUUGGAGAGCUCAAAGGUGCUACGUGUGAGGACAUUGAUGUGGCUAGGGCUGCAUUGUUCUUGGCAUCAGAUGAAGCAAAGUUUAUCUCAGGCCACAACCUCAUUGUGGAUGGAGGCUUCACCACCUUUAAAAGUCUUAGUUUCCCUUCUCCAAAUGUUAACUCAGUUUAAUUUCUAUGCAUUAUUAGUCCAACUCAAUCAAUCAAAUAUCAUGUUAGAUAUGAUUUUGAAAUCGGUUGUUAUAAAAGUUAACAAACUUAUCAUACAUAAUUAUCUAUGAUUGAUUGACAGUGUAAAAUUUUUUUACAUUUAUUUUCUUUUGUUAAUUUUUGUAAUGUAUUAUGGUUGGUUUAUGAAUA
Messenger RNA from Cajanus cajan (pigeon pea), 1223 nucleotides. Its product is annotated as momilactone A synthase. The record is from RefSeq and is a predicted model, not a curated record. Lineage: Eukaryota; Viridiplantae; Streptophyta; Magnoliopsida; Fabales; Fabaceae.